GGCAGCCCGGUAGGCGAUUCGCUAUUCAGUUCAAUUCUAGUCACCAAUCGCACCAUGAAACUCGUCGCCUUGCUCCUAGUAGCUGCCGUAUCGGUGGCCGUCAACGCCGCCCCGGCCUCGUCCCCGGCCAAGAAGAACACCGUGGGUGACUUGAUCGCCGUGGUUAAGGAAUAUGCUCCCAAGUUCGAAGAGCUCAGCCUGGAAAAGGAUCAGCUGCUCCAGUUUGCCCGUACCGGCCUGUUCGCCACCUACCGCGACAUGAACGAAGAUCUCCUGGUCAGCUUGGGCAACGCUCGCAACGCGGUCGAAUACGGCUUCGAUGAGGUUCGCACGUACAUCGCCGCUAAGCUGCUCGACGGAGGCGAUGAGGACUGUCUGCUGGAUCUAGUUUCCCAGAUCGUUGCCGAACAACGUGUUCUGGCCUCCGCAAUGAGCCUGUGCUCUUCGUUCACCACCGUCGCCAAGGACGACCUAUCGUACUCGUUCCACGAAAUGUUGGAUCUGCUACAGCGUCUAUCGACCGCUCUGAGCGAGUACGUCCUGUGGUCCUUCUCCACCCACAACUCCGUCAGCGAUCCGGAGGAUCACGCCGAAUAUCUACGCCGCACCUACCAGGAAUCGGCUGACAUGUGGGACCAGCAGGUUCUCCCACUGGUUCAGUUCCAGCUCGAUGCCAUGGAGUACAACAAGCCGCUGAUCAUCGCCGAGAACCAGAGCUGCCUGGACAAGCUGGUCGAACAGGUGGACACCUUCGAGGAGUACAUCCGUGAGCAGAUGUACUACUGUACGGCUCCGCUGAAGGCCUAAGGAGGAGUGCCGUGCUCAGCAGAAUGGGUUAAAU
This is a messenger RNA of Ochlerotatus camptorhynchus, 841 nucleotides long. RefSeq lists its product as uncharacterized. The record is from RefSeq and is a predicted model, not a curated record. Lineage: Eukaryota; Metazoa; Arthropoda; Insecta; Diptera; Culicidae. The transcript is spliced from 2 exons. The coding region runs from base 55 to 807 and encodes 250 amino acids.